This is a messenger RNA of Hibiscus syriacus, 569 nucleotides long. RefSeq names its product anthocyanidin reductase ((2S)-flavan-3-ol-forming)-like. Bases 12 to 566 code for a protein of 184 amino acids. NCBI's taxonomy places the organism in Eukaryota, Viridiplantae, Streptophyta, Magnoliopsida, Malvales, Malvaceae. The transcript is spliced from 4 exons. The record is from RefSeq and is a predicted model, not a curated record. Gene Ontology annotation, molecular function: anthocyanidin reductase activity; oxidoreductase activity, acting on the CH-OH group of donors, NAD or NADP as acceptor.
CAGAUCUGGUCAUGAAGGAGAAAGACUGGAGCGAUACCGACUUCUUAUCAUCUGCAAAGCCACCAACUUGGGGGUACCCAGUAUCCAAGACGUUGGCUGAAAAGGAAGCUUGGAAAUCUGCGGAAGAAAACAACAUUGAUCUCAUUACAGUUAUCCCUUCUCUCAGGACUGGUCCUUCUCUCACCCCAGAUUUGCCCAGCAGCAUCGGCCUUGCAACGGCUUUGAUUUCGGGCAUUGACUUCCUCAUAAAUACUUUGAAAGGUAUGCAGAUGUUGUCGGGUUCGAUCUCUAUCAUGCACGUGGAAGACGAGUGUCGAGCCGAUGUUUUUCUGGCUGAAAAAGAAUCUGCAUCGGGUCGAUACAUAUGCUGUGCUGUCAAUUCCAGCGUGCCGGAACUCGCUAAGUUCCUCAACAAAAGAUACCCCGAGUUCAAAGUCACUACCUAUUUUGGAGAUUUCCCCUCCAAAGCCAAGUUGAGCAUUUCCUCGGAGAAGAUUAUUGAUGAAGGAUUUUCGGCUUUAAGUUUGGGAUCGAGGAAAUCUACGACCAAACUGUGGAAUAUUUGAAGG